Molecule: messenger RNA, 2231 nt
Organism: Bombina bombina (fire-bellied toad)
Lineage: Eukaryota; Metazoa; Chordata; Amphibia; Anura; Bombinatoridae
Gene: CHRM1
Product: cholinergic receptor muscarinic 1
Exons: 3
Coding region: 1-1812 (603 amino acids)
Biological process (GO): saliva secretion; chemical synaptic transmission; regulation of locomotion
Cellular component (GO): synapse; plasma membrane; dendrite
Molecular function (GO): G protein-coupled serotonin receptor activity; G protein-coupled acetylcholine receptor activity
Source: RefSeq, a predicted model, not a curated record
AUGACUACCCGUAAACUCAGAAUUAGACUAAUGGAGCACCUGAGGAAUAUUAAUAAUGCCACCAAGGAUUUGGAAAAUGGGAAAGCAAUCACAAGUGUGGCAUCACACUGUUUAAAACGAUAUCACUCCAGGAAAGAAGAACUGGAAUGCUGGGGAGUUGAGAAGGUCUCCCUUGGUAUUAGAGGGGGAGACUUGGAAAUGGCUCUUCUCAAAACAGAAAGCAAAUGGAUAUACCUGUUAAAUACAGUACAGCACCAGAAUGCUGUAUUUAGACAAGAAUUGUUGAGCCAAGGGCCUCCAACCAUGAACAACUCCUCUAUUACUACGUUGCCCUCCAACAUUACAGAAUACUUUGACCCUUUUGGAGGCCACACGGUCUUGGAGGUGGUCCUCAUCCUCCUUACCACCGGUGUACUUUCUCUGGUUACUGUGGUUGGAAAUGUUCUGGUUCUUUUGGCAUUCAAGGUUAACAGCGACUUGAAGACUGUCAACAACUAUUUCCUGUUAAGCUUGGCAUGUGCUGACAUCAUCAUUGGCGCAGUGUCUAUGAACUUGUAUACGACAUAUAUUGUGAUGGGUCGCUGGGCAUUGGGCAACAUUUCCUGUGAUCUCUGGUUAGCCCUGGACUACGUAGCCAGCAAUGCUUCGGUCAUGAAUUUGCUUAUCAUUAGUUUUGAUCGCUACUUUUCCAUAACUCGACCGUUAACAUAUAGGGCUAAAAGGACACAUAAAAGGGCAGCUAUCAUGAUUGGGAUGGCAUGGCUAGUUUCCUUUGUAUUAUGGGCACCAGCCAUAUUGUUCUGGCAGUAUAUUGAGGGCAAGAGGACAGUGGAGCCCCAUGAAUGUUCUAUACAAUUUUUAUCUCAACCCAUAAUCACUUUUGGCACUGCCAUUGCCGCCUUCUACCUUCCGGUUACCAUCAUGAUAAUUUUAUAUUGGAGGAUUUACCGGGAAACAGAAAAUCGUAGCAGGGAGCUGGCUGGACUUCAAGGCUCAGAGUCAGAAAACAUUGUGCGUCCAGCGGCUCUAGGCAGUGUUAGGAGUGGUAGCAGCAGUGGAAUAGGAGAGUCCAAGAGGCUGUCUAGAUCACAGCCAACAGUCUUUAAGGUUAAGCAGGCCUGCUGCUUUCCUCGACGCCUUGCAGCAAAUCCAUCUCUCAAGAGCUAUCCAGAGAAUCGAAGCAAUGGAAGUUGGAACACAGCAGAAGAUGCUGCCUCUGCAGAUUCCCUCUCGUCUUCCUCUGAUGUUGAUGAUCGCCCAUAUGAGAUGAAAAGCAUCUGCUCCGCUGUCAUACGGUUACCUAUGGUCAGCUCUGUGGUAGGAACACCCACUGGUUCUAGGGGCUCCAAUGACACCCUAGGGAGGGGAGAAGUGGAGGUUGACCAAAAUGGUGGAAAGCGGGACAUGACCAGAAAAGCAUCUAAGCCACUAGUUCCUGCUCUGCCAUCAACAGUCAUCAAAGCAAAGGUGGAGAAAAACCGUCGUGUGAAGAGAAAAAGCAAUUCGCUCAUCAAGGAGAAAAAAGCAGCACAAACACUUAGCGCUAUCUUGUUGGCUUUUAUCUUGACUUGGACUCCAUAUAACAUUAUGGUGCUGGUGUCCACAGUCUGUAAGGACUGUAUCCCAGAGGCAUUGUGGAAGCUGGGCUACUGGCUAUGCUAUGUAAACAGUACAAUCAAUCCCAUGUGUUAUGCACUGUGCAAUCGAUCCUUCAGACGCACAUUUAAGAUGUUGCUACUAUGUCGAUGGGACAGGCGAAAGUGGAGAGCACACAGACAGCCACCUGCUUUCUUUAGGACUCCAUCACAGUGAUCAGGAUAAUAUCACGUAUGAGGCACAGCUGAGGUUUGCACUCUGUGUGCAGCGCUGAAGAGGAGGUGGUGGUAUCCCCCCCAGCAUGUGUGGUGAAAGGGGGGCAGAAGAAUGCCAGCACCGCUUAAAACAUACAAAUGGACGAAGCAGAACACAUGGUGAAUUCCGUUCCCCAUCAAUCCUAUAAACAUGAACACUUUCCUAUGAGGAACUUGUCUUUCAUUGAUUUUAACGCAUCUUGUAUUUGUUAUUACAAACUACGUUCAGGAAGAGGGAUCAAAUUGGGGAGGCUGGUGUGACAUGUUUGACUUUUUUUUUUUUAAAAGGGAUAAGUCUCCCCGUCAGCUAAAAAGGGAAGGGGGCAAAACAAACAGACAGCCAAAGAACAUUUUUUUUUUUUUUUUUACUGUUUACAAAGA